AUUGUGCUUAAUUCGCGAGCAGGUGGAGCCUGGGGAUUUGAAGAGCGUGCAGAGGUGUUCCCAUUCAAGAACAACACUCUCUUCGAUCUUAUGUUUCUGAAUACACCUGAUUCUAUCCAGGUAUUCUACGAUGGGGAACGUAUUUACACAUUCAAGCAUCGAACGCGCAACCCAAAGAUGGAUUACCAUUCACUCGUUGUAUCUGGCGAUCUCGAGGUAGAAUCGAUCGAAUUUGACGUUUGA
Messenger RNA from Anisakis simplex (herring worm), 243 nucleotides. The record is from the annotation of a GenBank genome assembly. Lineage: Eukaryota; Metazoa; Nematoda; Chromadorea; Rhabditida; Anisakidae.